GAGAGAGAGAGAGAGAGAUUGCCUCUCUGGUGGGAAAGAUAAGAAAAUCAGGUGCGCCAGUAAAGCAAACGCAAUGGCGAGUGGAGAAUGAGCUUCAAUUGACGAAGACAAGAGUCUUACAAAACAAGAAUAAAGAAAAACUGAAAAAGUUUGAGGAAGUUUCUAAGCUAAUCAUAGCUACAGGAGAUUCGUCACCCACCAUUUAAGCCAAAUGAUUCGCUUCCAUCUCCUCCGCAGUUCGAUCCCUCCGUCUAAUCUUUUCAAUCCUCUUUCGGCCAAAACCCUUGCAUUCUCGCUUCCUUCGAUCUCGGGAACAUCAGCUACGAACCUGAGAUCGCAAAUGGGGUGUUGCACUUCGUCUUCUCAAUCGUCUAGGCUUCUGUUUCGUCAACUCUUCGAGAAGGAGUCUUCCACUUACACCUACUUGCUUGCCGAUGUCGCUCACCCUGACAAGCCGGCUCUGUUGGUUGACCCAGUAGACAAGACAGUGGACAGAGACCUUUCUCUUGUUAAAGAUCUUGGAUUGAAGCUAAUUUAUGCCAUAAACACCCAUUGCCAUGCUGAUCAUGUCACAGGAACUGGCUUGAUAAAGGGCAAGGUCCCAGGUGUUAAGUCUAUCAUUUCAAAAGCAAGCAAUUCAAAAGCUGAUCUUCUAGUUGAACAUGGUGACAAGAUAUACUUUGGAGAUCUUUUUCUUGAGGUCCGUGCCACUCCUGGUCAUACAUUAGGUUGUGUUACCUAUGUUACAGGAGAUGGGCCUGAUCAACCUCAUCCAAGGAUGGCUUUCACUGGUGAUGCCCUACUCGUACGUGGAUGUGGGAGAACAGAUUUUCAGGGUGGAAGUUCAAGUCAGCUCUAUGACUCAGUUCAUUCACAGAUAUUUACCUUGCCAGGGGAUACAUUGGUCUACCCUGCACAUGAUUACAAAGGACACACUGUCAGUACUGUGAGAGAGGAAAAGCUAUACAAUCCUCGUCUAACAAAGGAUGAGGAUACAUUCAAGAACAUAAUGGAAAAUUUGAACCUUUCAUAUCCGAAGAUGAUGGAUAUUGCGGUACCUGCCAAUAUGGUUUGUGGGUUACAGGAGCCAAUUGGAAAAGCUGCAUAGACGUUUGAGCUAUCUCUAGCCGAUUAAACUCCCAUUACUGUAUGUAGAAAACAAAGUUGGGUAAUUUGUGAAAAUGAUGAAUGAGUCGUGUAUUGAGAAUAAGCUUUUUUCUUCUUGGUAAUAGUAUUGACUAUUGAGAAUGAUUGAAUGAGUUUAAUGUGAUGCAUAUGUAAAUAUAUCUUUAAAAUUG
Molecule: messenger RNA, 1298 nt
Organism: Nelumbo nucifera (sacred lotus)
Lineage: Eukaryota; Viridiplantae; Streptophyta; Magnoliopsida; Proteales; Nelumbonaceae
Product: persulfide dioxygenase ETHE1 homolog, mitochondrial-like
Biological process (GO): glutathione metabolic process; hydrogen sulfide metabolic process
Cellular component (GO): mitochondrion
Molecular function (GO): sulfur dioxygenase activity
Source: RefSeq, a predicted model, not a curated record